ACGCAAAGCCCCAAACCCGAGACUGAAGCUGUAAACAAUAAAACCCAACCCGUCCAUCAUCCAUGCGGUAAAUAUGCAGUUAUCCGCGAUGACGGUUCCGUUAUCGGCGCUCUUCUGCCUGUUCUGUGCCCUCAGACCCGCUCGAGGUUACUAUGGCAACCCCUUGAACAAGUACAUCCGUCACUACGAGGGUCUGUCGUACUACACGGAGCCGGUGCAUAGCAGUCAUCAGAGAGUCAAGAGGGCGCUGUCGCAUCAGUUCCUGCACCUGGAGUUCCACGCGCACGGCAGACAUUUCAACCUGCGCAUGAAGAGAGACACACAGUUGUUUUCUGAUGAUUUUAAACUGGAGAUGUCUGGAGAGGAGAUCAACUAUGACACCUCACACAUCUACACUGGAGAAAUAUACGGUGAACAGGGCACUCUGACUCACGGAUCCAUUGUGGACGGGAAAUUCGAGGGCUUCAUUCAGUCUCAUCGAGGGACGUAUUACGUGGAACCGGCUGAGAGAUACCUGGAGGAUAAAAACGUCCCGUUCCACUCUGUCAUCUACCACGAGGAUGACAUAAAUUAUCCGCAUAAAUACGGUCCUGAAGGCGGCUGUGCAGAUUCAUCUGUGUUUGAGAGAAUGAAGAAAUAUCAGUCGUCAGCGCUGGAGGAGCCGCAGAAGGAGGUGAAUGUGGAGCAGAAGUCUGCAGAUGAUCUUGUUCUCCUGAGGAAGAAGAGGAUGACACAGGUGGAGAAGAACACGUGUCAACUCUUCAUCCAGACCGAUCAUCUGUUCUACAAAUACUACAAGACCAGAGAGGCCGUCAUCGCUCAGAUCUCCAGUCAUGUGAAAGCCAUUGAUGCCAUAUACCAGGGCACAGAUUUCAUGGGCAUCCGUAACAUCAGCUUCAUGGUGAAGAGGAUACGGAUUAACACCACCAGUGAUGAGCGAGAUCGCUCGAACCCGUUCCGCUUCGCCAACAUCGGUGUGGAGAAGUUUCUGGAACUGAACUCUGAACAGAAUCAUGACGAUUACUGUCUGGCGUACGUCUUCACCGAUAGAGACUUUGAUGACGGUGUGUUGGGUCUGGCCUGGGUCGGCGCGCCCGCGGGGAGUUCUGGUGGAAUCUGUGAGAAGAGUAAAUUAUAUUCUGAUGGGAAGAAGAAAUCUCUGAACACUGGAAUCAUCACCGUUCAGAAUUACGCUUCACACGUGCCUCCUAAAGUCUCACACAUCACCUUCGCUCAUGAGGUCGGACACAACUUUGGAUCUCCGCAUGAUUCGGGGUCAGAGUGCACGCCGGGCGAAUCUAAAAGCCAGGACAAGAAGGAAAGAGGAAAUUACAUCAUGUACGCUCGAGCAACAUCAGGAGACAAACUGAACAACAACAAGUUCUCCGUGUGCAGCAUCAAGAACAUCAGUCAGGUGCUGGAGAAGAAGAGAGGGAGCUGUUUCGUGGAGUCCGGUCAGCCCAUCUGUGGGAACGGUCUCGUGGAGCCGGGUGAAGAGUGUGACUGCGGUUACAGCGAUCAGUGUAAAGACGAGUGCUGCUACGACGCUAAUCAACCAGAUAACAGGAAAUGCAAACUCAAACCAAACAAAGUGUGCAGUCCAAGUCAGGGUCCCUGCUGCACUCCUGAAUGCAUCUACAAGAGUCGUAACGACAAAUGUCGUGAGGAGUCGGAGUGCGCUCAUCAGGGCAUGUGUAACGGAGCGUCCGCUCAGUGCCCGACCUCUGAACCCAAAGCCAACUUCACCGCCUGCCACGGAGACACACAAGUCUGCCUCAACGGGGGCUGCUCGGGCUCGAUCUGUGAGAAGUACGGUCUGGAGGUUUGCACCUGUGCCAGUGUGGACGGCAAAGACGAGACUGAACUCUGUCACGUGUGCUGCAUGGAGAAGAUGAACCCAAACACCUGCAGCAGCACCGGCUCCGAGCAUCUCGCACGAUUCUUCAACAAGAAGGUGACGACUCUGCAGGCGGGCUCGCCUUGUAAUGACUUCAAGGGGUACUGUGACGUGUUCAUGAAGUGUCGUCUGGUGGACGCUGACGGUCCUCUCGCCCGACUCAAGAAAGCCAUCUUCAACCCAGAGCUCUACGAGAACAUCGCUGAGUGGAUAGUGGCUCAUUGGUGGGCGGUGUUACUCAUGGGAAUCGCUCUGAUCAUGCUCAUGGCUGGAUUCAUUAAGAUCUGCAGUGUUCACACACCGAGCAGCAACCCAAAACUGCCCCCUCCAAAACCACUGCCAGGCACACUGAAGAGACGACGAGCUCAACAAGCCAGUCAGCAGCAACAUCAACAUCACAACCAGAACCAGCACCCUCACGCUCACGGACACCAGAACCAACGGCAGGCUCCACGCCAGGCCCAGCGCCAACCGCAGCCUCAACGCCACCAUCGACAGCCCCGUGAGAACUACCAGAUGGGUCAAAUGAGACGCUGAGACCCACAAACACCCACAGUGCCUGUGAUGAGCGGUACUGCAGACACCCGGAGUCUCUGGUCCACUGACACACUGAACAAAACCACAUCCACUCAUCUGACGCUCUACAACUGUGUGCCAAGUGUUGACUUCCAGAGUUCCACAACAGUUCUAGAACUGUGCGCCAACACACACCAACGUUUUUGUUUGAAAUUGCAUCUACAAUGAAGUCGUUUUUAUACACUGAAAAUGAAUCAACCACACUUUGAAAACGGAUUUACCGUAAUUAUGUACGGUACGUAAACUUGUAGAAAGAGUUCACAUCUUCAUAGAACUCAUAAUUAAAAAGUUGUAAACUCUGACAUGAUGUGAACGCACCAUUAGUUGUAUAAAGUUCUAGUACGGUACAGGCCAAGACCACACUAAUCCAUUUUUAGUUUCCUAACAUCAUAGUUUUCGAAAGUAUGCAGUAAUGGAGAGUAGAGGAAAAUGGCGUUCUAGUGUAGAGAGGCGUAAACGUAACAAAAUUAAUGCGUUUUCAAACGAAAGCCUUUAAGUGUGAACGCAGCCUCAAUUUCUUGAGUGAUUGUCGAGUUCUAUAAUUUUGCAAACGGUUGUCUGAAGUUCUCGAAGUUUUUCUUGUUUGUUCCAAAAUCUAGACUUUUUAGGCAACAUCCACACUUCUCCGUUUUAAGUUUCCUAACGUCAUUGUUUUCCCAAAUGAUCAAGUUAUGGAGAGUGUUUUCGAAAGUCUCCAUUUUCAGUGCUCUUACAGUGUGGAUGAGAGGCGUAAACAUCACGAAAUUAAUGUUCUUUCAAAUAAACGUAUUAGUGUGGACGUGGCCUUAGGCGAUUGAUUUGGUUGACGGUUCUAGACCUCUGAUGGGUGUAGAUUUUGUUCAGUCUGACGGUGGAGCAAUGGGGCUUUACUCCAAAGAAUCGAACCAUCCACCAUCACACUACAGUCCAGCAGAUCCGCUGUGAUUCUACAUCACACUACAUCAGAGUCCUUUUCUAAAGCUUUCAUGAAGAAUCAGGCACUAAACUGGAGCGGUUUACAGGAAUCCGUCAUAUAAUGCUUCCACCUGCCAGAACCUGAUCCAGCCGCAUGGAGUUUCCUCUUUUUGGAGUAAACAUGAACAACUUCAUCAUUCGAUCAUGUUUCUCAGCUUGCUAUGGGAAACACGGAACAGAUACAUUUAUUUUGUUUGUUUGCCCCUCCUUGACGGAGUACUCGAGUGCCAAGGUUUACCGGGGUAUUUGUAGCGCCUUCUGUAGUUCCCUGAGUCGUUUUGCUUUUUUUCUUUGCUUUUAAAACUCUUAAAAUCCAGUGAGACUCUUAGUUUGAAUCUCUGGAGCUUUGGACGGGUAUCGCCACAUCAUCGGAAAAGGACUUUUAUUUUGUAAGAGCAGAAGUACGAGCCUUUCCUUUUCCGUAUUGCAGAAGCGCCACAGCUGUACAGAGAAACCAUAUUAGUUGUAUUAUAUGUGAGAACAAAUUAUUUCUUCUACUGUCAAUAAGAGAUUUACAGUUGCAGUUUUGUUGAAACACUCAGGACUCAAAAACGCAAAUGAAGGCGAUCGUUCAGCAUGCGAAAAGAAAAGGAUCACGCGUGAGCUGUUUUACAUCAUUCCAUCGUUUACAUACUUCAUUCCGUGCAUCAAGGCGUUUACGCUGUUUGUUUGUUUUGUUUUUUGUAUAUAGUUCCCACAAAACACUCCAAUCUCAGCUCGAGUUGCUCACCGCAUGAAAGUGUCAAACAUCGUCUCGAAACAGACUUCCUGUUCACUCCUCAGUGUCCCUCACAUUCAGUGCACUUCCUGUAAACACACUGAAUGAGGGAACGCAUCAGAGAAAUGUGCAUGACACAAACUCAUUUUAAAUGUAAUUGUUUUAUCAGUCAGAUGGUGAUGUUGAGGGAUACUAAUAGCAGGAAACGCCUUCAAGAGUUUAGAAAUAUAAAAGAAUGAACUGAUGAAAAUCCUAGUAAAAUCAAAGUAAUAAACUGGAAAACCAAUGCUAACAAAAAUCAUAAUUAUUCUAACAAAUAACAUGCGACUAUAGUAACACCAUGGUUAAUUUGUGGUACAAGUAUGGUUUUUAAAACCAUGGUUUCCACCAUAAAAAAAUAAUGCCCUUUUAAAAAUUAACCAUUUUAAAAACCAUUGUACAUAUUAGAGGUAGACCGAUAUAUCGGUUUUACCAAUUAAUCGGUGCCGAUAGUUCCUAUAUGUUCCUUUAUCAGCAAAAUGUUUUGUUCCUCUGUGUUCCUCUGAUCAUUAUGUUUUAUUUAUUUUUUUAAAUGAAGCGAGGGCAUGCAAAGAAAAAUGCGACUAUAUGGAAACGUUCCUUUUCAGCACAUACAUCGUGUCUGUAACUUCAUAUAUUGUGAAUAAUACUGUGUAUAGGCUAAAAAAAUUUAGUAAAUACUUAAAUAUAGAGUCACUUAUGCACCAAAUCUUUUUUUAUUAUUGGGAUUUUGGUUGAACAAUAAACUGAAUCUUGGAUUUUAUUCAUUUUGUAGCCUCUAUGUCUGUGCCCGUUAUAAUAUAGUAUAGUAAUCUUUUAACAUUCUUUAAAUCGAAUUUAAAAACUAUCGGCCGAUUAAUCGGUUAGUUAUCGGUAUUGGUAAAAUCCACUAUCAAUCUAGUACAUAUACCACAAAUAAUCAAUGGUGUUGCUAUAGUAAAACUAGCAUGUUUUUGGCAGAAUUAAUAAUAUUUAUUUAGAGAUUGAACGAAAGUGGAUUUUGCCGAUACCGAUAGUUAAGGUGGUGGAAAAGGCCGAUAACCGAUUAAUUGGCCGAUAGUUUUUAAAAUCAAUUCAUAGAAUGUUACAAUAUUUUCUUAGUCGGCACAGACAUAGAGGUCAGAGUACAAAAUUAAUAAAAUACUAAUUUUUUAUAAUUAAUAAUAAUUUUAUAUUUGUUUUUUAAAUUUUUUUUUAAAUUUUUUUUUUUUAUAAUUCCCAGAUGUAGUUUGUUUUUCAACGAAAAUACCAAUAAUAAUCAGAAAUUUUUUUCGAUUUGGUGCAUAACGUAGGACUUUUAACACUAAACAAGCCUGAAACACACCAGGGACUCUUAUUUUGAAAUGACAGAGACUUGGAUCCAUUUGAAUGCUCUAUAUGUAAUGCUUACCAAAUUAGCUUUUUAUAGCCUAUAUAUUAUUCACUAAUCAAAUUUUCUUGCAUGCCCUUGCUUUAAUGUAAAAAAACUUAAUUUUCAGAGGAACAUGGAGAAAUAAAAAAAACUAUCAACAACUAUUGGUAUAGAUUUUUGGAGAUAAUCGAUAGUUCCAAAAAAAGCACCUAUCGGCACCGAUUUAUCGGUAAAACCGAUAUAUCGGUUUACCUCUAUUUUUAUUACCAUAGUUGGUUGAAUAUAGUUACUGUAGCAUUACCAGGGUCAAUUUUGUUAUUAUGGUGGAUAGUUCAACUAUAUGUUUACUGUAGUAAAAGCUUGGUUAAUUUAUGUAAGGGAUGGAUAAAGGUAUUAUAAGUUAGGGUUAGAUUAGGUGCUCCGUACAGAGUCUAACAGAACCAGUUUCACUCACAUCUCAAUUCUAACCAUGAGUAGUUGCUUUAUUUUGUGUUUACUGAUCAACACAGUGAAUCUCAUCGGUCCAAAUCUCACUCCUCAAAACUGCACAUUAAACAUCAGAUAUGUUCUGGUUCAGAUAUCUUCACUGGAAACGUGUUGUGUGGUACUGGUUAGCUCAAACAGACAAGUUCUACUUUUCCAGAAGAUCUGAACCUCCAGCUGUUUGUGGUGCUGAAUCUGUUGAUGGCGUCUUAACAGAGAAUUCUGCCCCCAAAACAGCAACUCUUACUUGAAGUCUGUCAGAUGAAGGAGUACGAGCAUUUGUGAACUUCUCAUUCUACUAUGAGCAGCACAAAUGACCUAAACUUAUUUACUCGAAGAGGAAAUAUUUACUGAAAGCCCAUGUUGUUCUAACAGUGUUGCAUCAUGAUAUUAACACAAACUUCAGUUUACAGUCACACAGCAGUUAAUCACUAUCAUCAUCAUCAUCCUCAUCUUCAUCAACAGGACAAUUACUGGAAAUGAAAAGUCAGAGUUGGGCAGCAGUGUCAGGUGUGUAAUGGACAGGAAACAGAGCUCAGGAUCUCAAACCCUCUGAGAACCAGCAGAGCAAACAUCUAGAAAGAAUGGACCUGGGGCGAUGCCAUCUUUAAUUUGACACCAGUUAAAACAAGUCUGUGAGUGAGAAACAUACAGGCUGAUCAGUGGAUUCUUCUGUUUUAAGGUCUUUACUCACGUUUCAUUUUUCUAACCAAUGUUCAAUAUUUUCUAUAUCUGGAUGAUGUACAUCAAAUUACACAACAGUACUACUCAUCAAACAGACUGUAUGUCUUUCUCUCACAGCUUUAAUUUAUUUACAUUGAAUUAAAUAUGGCAUCUAUUCUGAGAAAGGUCUAUAAAGAUUUGAUUUUGAAGUGUUGUUGCCUUGAACGGUUCUUUCCAUUAUUCUGAAUGGAGUUGCACCUCAAACAGACAAUUGGUAUGGCAAGCCGAAUUGACAUUUAAUCAUGACAUUUAAUUUAAUGAAUUAUAGAUAUCCAUAAUUCAGUUUUCACUAGUUGAAAUGCUAAUUCUUGAUAUCAGCAAUGGAAUUACUAAAUGUGAUAUCAGUAACUAGUUUUACACUAGAAAAAACGUUAAUUCUUGAUAUAAAAAAUGUCCUUGCAGAAAUACCCAUUCUUGAUAUCAAAAACUGAAUUUCAGCUAGUUAAAAACAUAAUUCUUAAUAACUGUAACUGCAUUUUUACUAGUAGAAUUCACAAUGAUCUGUCAUUCAAUCAUGUUCAAAACACAAUUACAGAUAUCUAUAAUUAAUUUCUUAUUGAAGUUGAAAUUCUGAAUACACAUGUAUAUAAUGCUAACUGUAAUGCUAACUUUUGACAGCUGUAAAAACAUUUUCAACAUGUUAAAUUUAGUAUUUCAGAUAUCUGGAAAUUUUCUGUUAUCAGUAAAUUGAAGAGUAAUUAAAGGUAUCAUAAAAGUCUUUUUUACUAGUUACAAUCACAUAUGUGAAUUUAACAUUGCUGCUAGUGAAAACCAAAUUACAGAUAUUAAAAAUGAGCAUUUUUACUAGUUGUAAUAGCAUUUUUGAUAUCAAGAAUUAUUUUAUUUUAUUUUUUUUACUAAAAAGUGCAUUGCUGAUUUGUGAAAAUAGAAUUUCAGUAAGUAAAAUUAAUUAUAGAAGUCUGUAAUUGUGUUUUGAACAAGUGAAUGACAGACCAUUGUGAAAUUUUACUAGUGAAAAUGCAAUUACAGAUAUCAAUAAUCAUGUUUUUUACUUGUAAAACAAUUAAAUGUUUGAUAUCAAGAAUGUGUAUUUCUGCAAGUAAUGUCAUUUUUGAUAUCAAGAAUUAAAGAUUUUACUAGUAAUAAUUGCACAUAUAAACAGUGCAGUGUGAAACUUUAUUUCUUGAUAUCAAAAAUGUCAUUACUUGCAGAAAUACACAUUCUUGAUAUCAAACAUUUAAUUGUUUUACAAGUAAAAAACAUGAUUAUUGAUAUCUGUAAUUGCAUUUUCACUAGUAGAAAUUCACAAUGAUUUUUUAUAUCAAGAAUUUGCUUUUACUAGUAAAAUGUGAACUUUUGAAAUGUGAAAUAUGAAUUUUAACCAUACAUUUAUUAUAGAUGUCUGUAAUUGUGUUUUGAACAAGUUAAUGACAGAUCAUUAUGAAAUUUUACUAGUGAAAAAGCACUCACAGAUAUCAAUAAUCAUGUUUUUUUUACCUGAACUAAAUCUAUUUUUGAAAUCAAGAAUGAAUGUUUUUGCUUGUGCAAACAUAAUUACUGAAAUAAAAAAUAGAUCUCUAUAAUCUGAUUAAAUGUUAAUACAGCUUGCCAUAUGAAGGUUUUGAAGCGUCUGAUUUCUGCUCAGCGUCCAUCUCGACAGCGACCCGUGAUGACUGUCGACUUGCUCUCUUGUAAACUAUGUACAGUAACUGCAGAAUUUCUGCUAUAUUUGAAGAUAAAUUUUGAUACUUUUCCUGUUUGCCUCUAGAAAAGAGCCUGUCAGAUCCAGACUGACCACAUCGAGAGAUAUUUCCUCUCUAGAAACACGUGAGCUUGAAUUCUUCACAGCGGUCGUUCGGAUGAACUUUGUGCACAUGAUUAUUAUUAUUUUCGGUACUGCCAUCAUGAUAAAGAAACAUUGAGGUGGUUUGAUGUUUUUCCUGUGGUCUGGACUGAAUUAUAGAGGAGAUUUGAAUAUUUGCCUGUAUGUGACUUUUUAAUUUUUACAUAGUCUUGAUGAAACUUCAUAGAGGAAGAGUGCACUGAAAAACGUCUUAAUUGAGUCAAAAUGUCGUAGGUGAAAAUAGGCCAAUCACUAAAGUUUAAAAACCAAUGAAAAUAAGAAAAAAAUAAUAAUGCUACUGUCUGUUAAUGUUCACUGUGUUUUAUACAGUACCUACAUUUUUGUUCACUUUGAACAUUUUUACGUAACAUUUCAAAACGUAUUGUGGAAGAGAUGUAAUUUUUUUGGAGUACUUGAACUGCAUUAAUAAAAAGACUCGGUUGAA
Messenger RNA from Myxocyprinus asiaticus (Chinese sucker), 8969 nucleotides. RefSeq names its product disintegrin and metalloproteinase domain-containing protein 10-like. Bases 74 to 2434 code for a protein of 786 amino acids. Lineage: Eukaryota; Metazoa; Chordata; Actinopteri; Cypriniformes; Catostomidae. Gene Ontology annotation, biological process: membrane protein ectodomain proteolysis; Notch signaling pathway. Gene Ontology annotation, molecular function: metalloendopeptidase activity involved in amyloid precursor protein catabolic process. Gene Ontology annotation, cellular component: plasma membrane; synaptic membrane. The transcript is spliced from 16 exons. The record is from RefSeq and is a predicted model, not a curated record.